Messenger RNA from Spodoptera littoralis (African cotton leafworm), 675 nucleotides. Lineage: Eukaryota; Metazoa; Arthropoda; Insecta; Lepidoptera; Noctuidae. The record is from the annotation of a GenBank genome assembly.
AUGUCACUCACUUUAUCGAUAACCGGAAACUCGUCCACCUUGUCUACGUACUAUCCUAAUACGUUACAACUAAAUGGACAGUAUGAGUGUGCAUUAUUGCAUUUCUCAACAUUUAAUUCUAUUCCAAACAUUGAUGUUACGAAUAACAAGUUUUACUGUGGUUCCGAAAUCAUUGAAAUACCGGAGGGAACCUAUGAAUUGCAAGAUAUUAGUGAUUAUUUAAAAUCUGAGAUAAAAGGUGCAUCAAUUAAACUACAUUGCAAUAACAAUACUUUAAAAACUACUAUACACUGUACGAAAGACAUCAAUUUUGAAAAAGAAAAUACCUUUAGACAUUUGCUUGGUUUUGAUAAGCAGAUAUUAAAAGGUAAUAAAUGGCAUGUGUCACAGUUUCCCGUCAACAUUUUACCUACGACCGUGGUCAGGGUUGAAUGUGAUAUCAUAAGCGGAUCCUACAUAAACGGAGAACCGAGUCACAUUAUUCAUGAAUUUGCACUCAAUGUGCCACCUGGAUAUAGGAUCAUAGAAAUUCCAAAGAACGCAAUAUACUUUCCAAUCAAUCAAAACAACAUAAGCUGUAUACAUAUCAGACUGUUAGAUAUUAACAAUCGUCUAAUAAAUUUACGUGGUGAAGAAGUACAACUAUAUUUACAUCUUAGACGAAAAAAUGAUUGA